Messenger RNA from Lycium barbarum (goji berry), 2072 nucleotides. Its product is annotated as transcription factor ICE1-like. Gene Ontology annotation, molecular function: DNA-binding transcription factor activity; sequence-specific DNA binding; protein dimerization activity. The transcript has 4 exons. NCBI's taxonomy places the organism in Eukaryota, Viridiplantae, Streptophyta, Magnoliopsida, Solanales, Solanaceae. The coding region runs from base 340 to 1848 and encodes 502 amino acids. Gene Ontology annotation, biological process: regulation of DNA-templated transcription. Gene Ontology annotation, cellular component: nucleus. The record is from RefSeq and is a predicted model, not a curated record.
CAAAGAUCAAACAACCAGCCAAAAAAAACUAAUAAUUCCAAACUCAAAACAGUUGGCAAAAUUUUCAUGACCAAACAAAAGCUUAAUAUGCAAACACUAAUAUUGUGGAUUUGCAGAAACAGAAAGUGUAGUAGUAAUAAUUACUAGUAUAAAUAAUCAUCAUAACAUAACAAGAGUCUCUCUCUGUAACGUUCUUAGCUAUUGUCACAUAUAAAGCCAUUCCCCUUUCUUCUCUGCCAUCUUGCUUACGUCUUUCCUUUUUUUCUGCUUCUCUUUAACUCCCCUUUUUUAUUGUUCUUUCUGUAAACUUCUUUGUUUUACAAAAAAAAAAAAAAAAAAAUGUUAUCUGGAGUGAAUGGUAUGGGAUGGAUGGACCAAAAAGAAGAUGAAGAAACAGGUACAUGGGUUCAUCAAAACAACAACCAAAAUAACAACAAAGAUGAACUGGAAAUGGGUGCACUUUCAACUUUCAAAUCUAUGCUUGAUGUUGAAGAUGUUGAUUGGUACAACAACAACAACAAUAACAUGCAAAGCCACAUAUCUUUCACUUCAAAUUUCAAUGAAGUAGCCAAUGAGACAAACAAUUUACUUCUUCAGCCAGUUGAUUCUUCUUCUUCAUGUUCACCUUCAUCUGCUUUUAACAACCAUUUCUUUUUAACCCAAAAAACAACCAUUCCACUUUUGCUUGGUUCUUUAUCAAACAACCCAUUGGAUAACACAUUUGAUUUAAGCGGUGGGUUUCAUGAUUUUACUUCGCAAAACCAAAUGGGUACAAACAAUUUGACUUCUUUUACUCAGUUUCCAUGUUCUUCAAACCUGCUUCAAAUACCUCAAACAACUGUUGGGUUUGGUUUAAACCCAACAUUUGGAGAUUCUGUGAAUGAAAACAACUCUAUGUUUCUUGCUAAUAGGUCUAAGUUAUUAAAACCCCUUGAUAAUUUUGCUUCAAUUGGUGCACAACCAACUUUAUUCCAAAAAAGAGCUGCACUUAGGAAAAACUUGGCUAAUGGGGGUAAUGAAAUUGGUCAGUCUUCAAGCAAUAAAGAAGUGAAUGAUGAAAGGAAGAGGAAAUACAGUAAUGGAGAUGAAUUUGAAGAUGUUAGUAUUGAUGGGUCUACUUUGAAUUAUGAUUCUGAUGAUUUUGUUGAGAAUACUAAUAGCAAGGUUGAGGAUAGUGGUGUUAGUAAUAAAAAUGGUGGAAAUAGUUCAAAUGCAACAAGUACUGUUACUGGUGUUGAUCAGAAAGGCAAGAAAAAAGGUCUUCCGGCUAAGAAUCUGAUGGCUGAACGACGUCGUAGAAAGAAACUCAAUGAUAGACUUUACAUGUUGAGAUCUGUUGUUCCAAAGAUUAGUAAGAUGGACAGGGCUUCAAUCUUAGGAGAUGCGAUUGAGUACUUAAAGGAGCUUCUACAAAAAAUCAAUGACCUGCAUAAUGAGCUGGAGUCCACUCCACCGAACUCUUCAUUGACUCCGACAACAAGCUUCUAUCCUUUAACGCCAACUGCAACAGCUCUACCUGGUCGUAUCAAGGAAGAACUUUGUCCAAGUUCAUUUGCAAGUCCACUGUCUAGCCCUACUGGACAACCUGCAAGGGUUGAAGUAAGGGCAAGAGAAGGAAGAGCGGUGAAUAUCCAUAUGUUUUGCAGCCGCAGACCAGGCCUUUUACUCUCAACAAUGAGGGCUCUGGACAAUCUUGGACUGGAUAUUCAACAGGCUGUUAUCAGCUGCUUCAAUGGGUUUGCGUUGGAUAUCUUCCGAGCUGAGCAAUCUAAAGAAGGUCAAGACAUCCAUCCAGAACAAAUCAAAGCAGUGUUGCUGGACUCUGCUGGCUUCCAUGGGAUGAUGUAAGCUGUUGUGGUUUACAAAGAGAGGUUCUAUCCAAGAUUUUGGGCCUCAGGCUCUAGCUUUCAAACCUCAAGACUUUCUAUGCUCCUUUUGUAGUUUACUGAUAUUUUCAAUCUAUUAGCCAAUUGUAUUUGUGUUUUCUUUAGGAGAAACAUUGAGCGUAUGCUUAGAAGCUCCAAAACUUGAAUGCUAUGAUUUUCCAGUCAUAAGUUCUUAGCUCAUCAUAA